AUGUCACCCACCAACUACGAAUCUGUGCCCUCGCCCUCAAGGAAGAUCGAAGCACUGGCACAGCCCCGAGACUCACAAGCGCUUGCGUGGGCCUCCCAGUCAAGUCUUGCUGGGGCGACAAAACCCUGCGCAUCGCGAGACAGCAUCGCCAUCUAUUGCCGAUUCUCGUCCAAAGACGACAUGGCGCAGAUGCCGACAUGCGACGGACGGCAGACGAGCACAAUAUCCACGCCCGGGACCUCGAUACAGGAGCAAGCUUUUGAGGCUGCCAGCCUACACACAGUCAUGACCGGAAGCAACGAGACAAUAAUAUCAGCAAACAAAUCCAUGUUCUUCCUCGAGAUGAAUCCGUUCGCUCCUGUUUCAGUGGUCCUCCUCCAUAUGCUCUUCAGUUCUCAUCUUGAAUGGAAGCAUAUUUGGCCUAAACUGGCCGAGUACCACAUGCUUAUACCAGAUCUGCCUUGCCACUCAAAAUCUCGAAAUGUGUGCAAGAAGGAAGAGUAUUCAGUUGGUCUGUGUGCCGACCUAGUCGCAGAAAUGAUUCGCGAACAUGCUCACGAUCGCCGUGCCCAUGUUGUUGGAGUUGGUACAAGUGGGUUUAUUGCCUUGGACAUCGUUAGGAGACAUCCAGAUGUCGUCACAAGUGGCUUCAUAUCAGGGGCGUGGCCACAAAAGGGAAUGCGUCUGACUGUCACUAACCAUCCUCGGUUGCUUUACGCCGGGCUCUGGUCCAUUCUACAUUCGCCGGGGUCUCUAUUCUUCAAAAUGUCGGGAUAUAGUGGAGAGUAUCACAACGACGAGUUGUUAAACGCUAUCAAGCGGAAUGGAAGCUCACGUCUCGCUGAAGCUGGGUGCUCAUAUGCCAAAGAAUGGCAAGAAGUCCAGUUCGCGGAGACUGGAGUAGCAGACAAGAGGCUAUGUAUGAUUGCAGGUGGGAAGCAGGACGACCCUGAGGGCGUACGUCAAGCUGCGAAAUUGCUCAAAUCUCAAAGCAGUGGUGGCCAAGGGAGCACAACCUGUGCAUAUCAGGUGCGGGAAGCCAUUCUUGCCUGGAAUCUGCAAUUUCCACCGCUCUUCGCCAAAGCCAUUCAAUGCUGGAUAGAACAUCUGCCGAUGCCAGACGAGUUCGAGGACAUGCCUAUAUAG
Molecule: messenger RNA, 1146 nt
Organism: Diaporthe amygdali
Lineage: Eukaryota; Fungi; Ascomycota; Sordariomycetes; Diaporthales; Diaporthaceae
Product: 2-succinyl-6-hydroxy-2-4-cyclohexadiene-1-carboxylate synthase
Exons: 5
Coding region: 1-1146 (381 amino acids)
Source: RefSeq, a predicted model, not a curated record